UUGAGGAACCACAGCACCGUCACCGAGUUUGUUCUCACGGGGCUGUCUGACGACCCCCAUGUCCAGGCCCUGCUCUUUGUGCUCUUCCUGGCGAUUUACCUCCUGACCCUGAUGGGGAACUUGAUGAUGAUACUGGUGAUCAGGGCUGAUUCCCACCUCCACACGCCCAUGUACUUCUUCCUGAGUCACCUCUCUUUCCUGGACCUCUGCUUCUCUUCUGUCACUGUGCCCAAGAUGCUGGAGAGCCUCCUGUCUCAGAGGAAAACCAUCUCAGUAGAGGGCUGUCUGGCUCAGGUCUUCUUUGUGUUUAUCACUGGAGGUACUGAAGCCUGUCUGUUCUCAGUGAUGGCCUAUGACCGCUAUGCUGCCAUCUGCCACCCACUGCUCUACAGCCAGAUGAUAAAUAAAGACAGGUGUGAGCAGUUUGUGUGGGGUUCAUGGGGACUGGGAUUUUUGGAUGCAUUCAUCAAUGUCUCUCUGGCAAUGAAAAUGGACUUCUGUGAUACUCCUACCAUCCCCCACUACAGCUGUGAGCUUCCCUCUCUCUUCCCUCUGUCUUGCUCCGAUGUCUCCACCAACCUCAUUGUCAUGUUUUGCUCUAUCAUCCCACAUGGACUUGUAACUUCUCUCUCAAUACUCUUCUCUUACACCUGCAUUGUCUCCACCAUCCUGAGCAUUUCCUCUACAUCCAGCAGAAUCAGAGCUUUUUCUACUUGCUCUUCACACCUCACCACAGUGAUCCUGUUCUAUGGCUCAAGUUUUCUCCGCUAUCUCAUGCCAACCUCAGGAUCCUCCCUGGAGCUGAUCUUCUCUGUGUGGUAUGGUGUGGUCACUCCCAUGCUGAAUCCCCUCAUCUACAGCCUGAAGAACAAGGAGGUGAAGGCAGCUCUGAAAAGAACACUGGGAAAGUAUUUACAAUGCUUUUGGUGGCAAAAGAAAGAGAGGGGAUGA
Messenger RNA from Manis pentadactyla (Chinese pangolin), 951 nucleotides. Its product is annotated as olfactory receptor 8S1-like. Gene Ontology annotation, biological process: G protein-coupled receptor signaling pathway. The transcript has a single exon. The coding region runs from base 112 to 951 and encodes 279 amino acids. Gene Ontology annotation, molecular function: olfactory receptor activity; G protein-coupled receptor activity. The record is from RefSeq and is a predicted model, not a curated record. Gene Ontology annotation, cellular component: membrane. NCBI's taxonomy places the organism in Eukaryota, Metazoa, Chordata, Mammalia, Pholidota, Manidae.